CGGGCCGCCCCGCAUUUAUGGGGGCGCCGGCGCGCGCCGCGCACUCGGCGUCAUGCGUCUCCCGGGCGCGCUGCUGCUGUGCGCGCUGCCCCUGGCCGUGCUGGCCGGCCACGCCGGCGACUACGAGCUGCUCUACGUGGACCUGGACAACGAGAUCGACCACGGGCUCCCGCCCAGCGCGCCCCCCACGCCGUGCGACUGCGGCCGGGAGCCGUCGGCGUGGGACAAGCUGUUCGUGAUGCUGGAGGACUCGCAGAUGCGCCAGAGCAUGCUGCUGCAGGCCACUGAGCACGUCACGCGAGCCGAGCUGCCGCGGCUGCGGGCCGAGCUGGCGCGCCUAGCUGGCCACCUGGGCCCCGCCGACACCGCGCUGCCCGGCGCGCUGGCCGAGCUGCUGCAGGCCAGCCGGGACACGGGCCGCAGGCUGGCGCGCCUGGAGGCGGCGGGCGCGCUGGGCGCGGUGCUCGACGAGCUGCGGGCCGCACGCACCGACCUCCGCGCGCUGCAGGUCUCCGCGGCCCUCCGCAGGCUGCCCGAAGGCUGUGAGACAGCCAUCCUCUUCCCCAUGCGCUCCAGGAAGCUCUUCGGCAGCGUGCACCCGGCUGUCCCCCUGAAGCUCGAGGCCUUCAGUGCCUGCCUGUGGGUCAAGGCCACCGACGUGCUCAACAGAACCGUGCUCUUCUCUUACAGCACCCAGAGGAGCCCCCGCGAGCUGCAGCUCUACUUGGGGGCCGGGGCCCUGGAACUGCUGGUGGGUGGGGAGCAGGGCCGGCUUCGGGUCGAGAUCCACGUGGCCCCCGGCGCCUGGAGCCACGUGUGUGGCAGCUGGAGCUCGGCUCGGGGGCUGGGGGCCUUGUGGGUGAACGGAGCGUUGGUGGGCAGCGCGGAGGACCUGGCCCUGGGUCACGUGGUUCCCGCGGGCGGGCUGCUGCAGCUGGGUCAGGAGAGGAGCGGCGGCUCUGACUGGGGGCUCGCCUUCGCAGGCUGGCUCACGGGCUUCAACAUCUGGGACCGGGUCCUCAGCCCGGAGGAGAUCCAUGCGGCUGGGGGCACUGAGGCCUGCCACAUUCGGGGAAACGUGGUGGGCUGGGGCGUCACGGAGAUCCAGCUGCACGGAGGGGCCCAGUACGUGGCCUGA
This is a messenger RNA of Sorex fumeus (smoky shrew), 1138 nucleotides long. It is a transcript of the gene PTX3, whose product is annotated as pentraxin 3. Gene Ontology annotation, biological process: innate immune response. The transcript is spliced from 3 exons. The record is from RefSeq and is a predicted model, not a curated record. Gene Ontology annotation, molecular function: complement component C1q complex binding. Bases 53 to 1138 code for a protein of 361 amino acids. Lineage: Eukaryota; Metazoa; Chordata; Mammalia; Eulipotyphla; Soricidae.